This is a messenger RNA of Cuscuta epithymum, 888 nucleotides long. Lineage: Eukaryota; Viridiplantae; Streptophyta; Magnoliopsida; Solanales; Convolvulaceae. The record is from the annotation of a GenBank genome assembly.
AAAUAAUCUUCGCUACCUUAUAUAGCACUAAAGAUCGAUUAUAUUAUAUACGGAGUAUAUAUAUAAUUAUAUAUUCCUACUACAGCUGAAAAUGGAUGGUGAUUAUGAAGCGUACAGAAGGCGACGUGCAAAGAUCUGCUGCUCUAUUUUAAAAAUAUUCCUAGUGGUGGGUAUUGUAUCCUUGGGUAUUGGAGUACUACUGAAUCACUUAGAUAAUGUUCAACACCCCAAUCCUAAAGCUCCGGCCUACUCCGUACUGGACGUGCCCUUAACAACCAACGACACCGGCUUCACCGGCGGCAACAUCAACAUCAUCCUCAACGCCCGCAACCAAAACAAGAAAAAAACCAACGACUACGGCACCUCGGAAGCAUUGCUCUACUUCGGGGAUGCCGCAGUCGCACUGUGGCUGGUUGCGAACGCCACAUCGCCAGCGUUUUUCCAGCCUCCCCUAGCAUCCACUAACCUCACCCUCACCUUUCCUGCACCCGCGGUGGAGGCCCUUGGGGACCGCUCCACCGCGGUCAUAAAGAUGAAGGCUCAAAUUCGGUCCAGCAGCAAAAAGGAGUAUGGGUGGCAUCAGGUCUCGUGCACUUUGCCCUACUCUUCCCGGCUGCACGGUUUCGAUGUUUCCGGCAAGUGUGACGUAUUCUACCAACCACCUCAAAUUUGCGGGAUACAGCCCAAGAACAGAGCGAAAUAUUGUAUCGAUGAUGAUUCUUAAUUGUUUAGAGGAGUACGUGUAUAAUAAUCAACUCAGGAACUAUCAAUUUAUACACUGUAUUUAUUUGAUAUUAAUUCUUGUUGUUGCUGUAUUUUGCCAUUUACGAACAAUGUUUCCCCGAUUUUCCUAGUUGUAUUUGGCAUUAUAGUUUUGUCAUAAUUUUA